CUGUCCCGCGCGACGCUGCUCCGACCGGCCCCGGAGUAGUCUCUGCAGCCCGAAGCUUUGUGGUUUCUCACACUGCACCCUAGACCGCACCUGAGCCACCCGCCCGUCCGCCUGGGCCGUCAGUGCCCGCCCGCCGCGCCUCCCCCACUGCAGCCGGCGCCCGCUCGCGCCGCGCGCAAACUUCCCCGGUCGGCGGGCGCGGGCUACCGCGGCGGGGCCCGGAUGGGCACCCUGACCCGCGGCGACGGCGCCCAUGGACGCUAACCGCCCGGGCGCGUUCGUGCUUAGCAGCGCGCCACUGGCUGCGCUGCACAACAUGGCCGAGAUGAAGACCUCGCUGUUCCCCUACGCGCUGCAGGGUCCUGCCGGCUUCAAAGCGCCUGCAUUGAGCGGCCUAGGGGCGCAGUUGCCUCUUGGCACGCCGCACGGCAUCAGCGACAUUCUGGGGCGACCAGUGGGCACUGCGGGUGGUGGCCUCUUGGGUGGCCUGCCCCGCCUCAACGGGCUAGCCUCGUCUGCGGGCGUCUACUUUGGACCCGCAGCCGCCGUGGCGCGUGGCUAUCCUAAGCCACUGGCCGAGUUGCCUGGGCGCCCGCCCAUCUUCUGGCCCGGCGUGGUGCAGGGCUCGCCUUGGAGGGACCCGCGCCUGGCCGGCCCGGCCCAAGGCACCGGGGUCCUGGACAAGGACGGCAAGAAGAAGCACUCGCGGCCGACUUUCUCGGGCCAGCAGAUCUUCGCGCUGGAGAAGACCUUCGAGCAGACCAAGUACCUGGCGGGCCCGGAGCGCGCACGGCUCGCCUACUCUCUGGGCAUGACUGAGAGCCAGGUGAAGGUGUGGUUCCAGAACCGGCGGACCAAGUGGCGUAAGAGGCACGCGGCAGAGAUGGCUUCGGCCAAGAAGAAGCAAGAUUCGGACGCAGAGAAGCUGAAAGUGGGCGGCUCCGACGCAGAGGACGAUGACGAGUACAACCGGCCCCUCGACCCCAACUCUGACGACGAGAAGAUCACGCGGCUGCUCAAGAAGCACAAACCCUCGAACUUAGCGCUGGUCAGCCCGUGCGGCGGUGGCGCGGGGGAAACCUUGUGAGGCACGGCCAGGCCACAAAACCAGGGUACCGGGCGCGGCCGGGCCCCCGAUGCCAGCCUCCGCGCCGCAGUGUGUAUAUAUAUUUUUUACAGAAUAAGUUAUAAAGCGGCUCGGCUCGGGCGCGACGUGCGGGGUCCGGUGGCAACCCUUCCCGUAGGCGUGGGGUGGGCGGAUCACUUUGUAUAAUCAAUAAAUUAUUUAACACGU
Molecule: messenger RNA, 1294 nt
Organism: Cavia porcellus (domestic guinea pig)
Lineage: Eukaryota; Metazoa; Chordata; Mammalia; Rodentia; Caviidae
Gene: Nkx6-2
Product: NK6 homeobox 2
Exons: 3
Coding region: 254-1087 (277 amino acids)
Biological process (GO): regulation of transcription by RNA polymerase II; cell differentiation
Cellular component (GO): nucleus
Molecular function (GO): RNA polymerase II cis-regulatory region sequence-specific DNA binding; DNA-binding transcription factor activity, RNA polymerase II-specific
Source: RefSeq, a predicted model, not a curated record